GGCGUGGGUUGGCUUAUAUGCGGAAGUUUCAGUUCCGCUCAGUUCACUUCUUCGACACUGACUAACCGAAGUCACGCUCCUCUCUCAACACAAAGUCCGGCUUCACGAGGCAAGGUGCAUCAUGAGCAGCAGCUACAGCGUCUCUCUGGCAGCCCCAGCCCCAUGGGGCUUCAGACUGCAAGGAGGGAAGGACUUUUGUCUGCCCCUCACCAUCUCACGGCUGACAGAGGGAGGCAAGGCAGCCAGAGCCAAGAUGAGUGUCGGCGACAUCAUCCUGUCUAUUAAUGGCAUUUCUACAGAAAGCAUGAAUCAUCUUGAGGCCCAGAACAAGAUUAAAGCCUGCAUGGACCAACUCAGUCUCACUCUGCAGAGACCUCCGACCAUCGCUACCGAUGAAGUGCACAAGGAUGCACCUCAAGAGAUCAUUAAGCCUGUGCCAAUCACUCACCCCGCGCCGAGCACCGCAUACACCAAGCCACUAAGUCAGCCCACUCCUGCAUACAACAAGACAGCUCGGCCGUUUGGAGGGGGCAGCGGUGGGGUGGUCACCUCUUCUUCCCCAGCUUCUUCCAAAGUUGCCUCCAUCCCCUCCGAGUCAUCGGCGUUUACACCGGCUGCCCCCUCUCAGCCCCCGCAGCCUCCAUUUCCGCUGAAGUCCAGCGUCACCCCAGAUUCGGCUCCAGUAAAUUCAGUCCCCAAAACCAGCCCCGGUCGCUCUGCUUUCACCUCACCGUCUGCCUCUUCCUCCUCAUCUAACUCCUCGUCUCCAGCCAGAGUGACAGCCCCCUCUUCCAAUUCUAACGUCCCACAGUCUUCCGUCUAUAACACACCUAUCCAGCUAUACUCCAACGCCAAUGCUUGUGAAGUGGCUAUGGGACAGAGGCGAGGUCUUUUGGAGAGUCAGGGACUGUCAGAGCAUAUCAAUGGGAAACCCGCCGUGGAGCCUGAGAAUAGUGCAUCCCCUCUGAGCGAUUCCAGCAAGAAGCGUCUGAUUGAGGACACGGAGGACUGGCACCCGCGAACCGGAACCUCACAGUCUCGCUCCUUUCGUAUCCUGGCUCAGAUGACUGGCACGGAAAAUGAGCAAAAUCUUGAGAACAGUGGAAAGAGUGAGCCGGUUGUCAAAACCACCCCCACCAUCCACACAUCAUCUGCAGCCAAAACAUAUUCCAAAAGUGCCGCAGCGCCCAGAAAUGGCAAUGUUGUUCCUGCUUCAACAUUUAAGAGCCCUGCAGCACAGAACAAAGCAUCCUUCCCCCCUGGAGGUCUCUCAGGUCUUCCUAAGGUUGGUCCAACCCCUUCAUUUGGCAAAGUUGCCAAUCCUGCUUCAAAAGGUCCGGACCGCCCCACUCCACAGCCACAUCCCGAGGACCUCAACUCUCUGGUGCAGCGGGCUGAGCACAUCCCAGCUGGUACACGCACGCCAAUGUGCUGCAAGUGCAACAACGUCAUCAGGGGUCCUUUCCUUGUGGCCAUGGGCAUGUCAUGGCACCCUGAGGAAUUCAACUGUGCUCACUGCCACUCCUCCCUGACCGAGUGUGGAUUUGUGGAGGAGAAGGACCAGGUGUAUUGUGUGCGUUGCUACGAGCAGUUCUUUGCUCCCACCUGUGCCCGCUGCAACCAGAAGGUUCUCGGGGAAGUCAUGAAUGCCCUGAAACAGAGCUGGCACGUGUCCUGCUUCGUCUGCGCUUCCUGCCAGCAGCCAAUCAGGGGCAACACGUUUCACAUGGAGGAUGGACAGCCAUACUGUGAAAAAGACUACUACUCCCUGUUUGGGACCAACUGCCAUGGCUGCGACUUCCCCAUCGAGGCGGGGGAUAAGUUCCUGGAGGCCCUGGGGUUCACCUGGCAUGACACCUGUUUUGUGUGUGCGGUCUGCUCUGCAACUCUGGAAGGCCAGGCAUUCUUCUCCAAAAAAGACAAGGCUUUGUGCAAGAAACAUGCCCACACUGUCAACAUCUGAUCUGCGAUUGUCACUUUUAACCAACGUAGGACAACAAAGCCUGUUUACAGGAGUUUAUCAGAUGUAAAGCAUAUUAAGAUCUAAAUGAUCUGGUUUACUGGUUUAAGCGUUGUUGUGUAAUAACGGUUGAUCAAACAUUCCACUGUAGCUUUAAAUUUCUUCUAAUAUUUUGUCAAUUUGCUGUUCUCGUUACUGAUUUCAUAACUUUUUUUUUUCUUGUAGCUGAAUAUGCUAAUAUGAGUACAUUUCAAUGCACUGUUAGUAUUUGUAGAUUUUGAAUAAGCAUGUUUGGGAACUGGGUUGAUUUAAUUGUAAUAGAGGCAUGUUGAGCUCUUGAUGAGGCAUUUGUGUUCGGCACAGAAAAGAGUUUACUGCAGUGACCUACUGAGCCCUUCGGAGGGUCACAGAUCAUCAUAAAAUAUUUUGAUGUGUAAAGCUCUACGAAAGCCAGAGCAAGGUUUGCAAAUCUGGAUUAUUUAAUUUAAAGAAGAAAAAAUAUUUAUUUGUAAGCAGGGAUCUCGUGGUCAACAUGUAAUGGAAAUAAACUCAAAAAUGUUAA
Messenger RNA from Cololabis saira (Pacific saury), 2522 nucleotides. RefSeq names its product PDZ and LIM domain 5b (gene pdlim5b). Gene Ontology annotation, cellular component: Z disc; filamentous actin; stress fiber. Gene Ontology annotation, molecular function: actin binding; muscle alpha-actinin binding. The transcript is spliced from 13 exons. The record is from RefSeq and is a predicted model, not a curated record. Gene Ontology annotation, biological process: muscle structure development; heart development; actin cytoskeleton organization. The coding region runs from base 122 to 1963 and encodes 613 amino acids. Lineage: Eukaryota; Metazoa; Chordata; Actinopteri; Beloniformes; Belonidae.